AUGCAUCCAGAUAAGUGCUUACCUGAACUGGUGGCCGAAAAAAAGAGCGUGGACCCCUCCUUUGUGCAUGCGGCGCGACUGCUUGCAGAAGAGAUUGAAAAGUAUGAAGGUGAUGAAUUGAGAAAAGAUGGUGACACGAAGAAAUACCUAGAUAUCAUCAGCAAUAAAAAUAUCAAGCUCUCCGAAAGAGUUCUCAUUCCAAUCCAACAGUAUCCAAAGUUUAAUUUUGUCGGGAAGUUGCUGGGACCACGGGGAAAUUCCAUGAAACGAUUACAAGAGGAGACGGGAGUGAAGAUGUCAAUCCUUGGCAAAGGGUCCAUGAGGGAUAAAGGCAAGGAAGAAGAAUUAAGGAAAAGCAGGGAGGCCAAAUACGCCCAUCUGAGUAAUGAUCUUCACGUUUUAAUUGAAGUCUUUGCUCCACCUGGAGAGGCCUAUUCCCGCAUGAGUCACGCCUUGGAGGAGAUAAAGAAAUUCCUAGUUCCAGACUACAAUGACGAGAUCAGACAGGAGCAACUGAGAGAGCUCUCGCUGUUGAACGGCUCCGACGAGUCGAGCAGAGGGAGGAGUGCGCAAGGGAGGACUGCACGACCAGCAACCACAAUAUCCACGGGGAGCCACAGAGGCACAGGAAGGAGUGCAGCAGCACCUCGGGGGACAGCGGCAGCGACGCACGGCAAACUUCCCACGACUGUUUUGACGAGGGAGGUACAAGCUCCGAGAGCCAGGGGGGCAGCAGGGAGUGCAGGAUACAGACCCCCGCUGUUAGCAGUCACACAUGAAUCAUACGACGACUAUGGCUACGAUGACGGGUACGGUGGAGAAUAUGAUGACGAGAGUUACGAAGCCUACGAGGAUAACUACAGCAAUCAGUCCAAGAGCAUUUCAGAAUAUUAUGGACAUGGCACCAGUGAUGAAUCCUACAACAAUUAUGAGGAGGAGUGGGCAACUACUCGUCCCAGUCUCAAAGCCCCAAUUUUACGGCUGACAAGAGGGGGCUACAGAAAACAUCCCUAUGGUAGAUACUGAAGGUGCUCCAGAUAUGUGACCUCCAAUUUCAAACUUUUUAUAUAUUAUUUUUUAAUUCCUCAUAAAAUGUUGUAACUUUUGCUUUUUUGUUUGUUUCCUUCAGAAAUUUAAAUAAAAAAUAACCUCAAAGUCACACAAAUCCUCAAACUUGAACAAUUAUUGCAGUUUUCAGAUUGUGUUAUUCAUACAGGAUAGAGUCCGUUUCUCUUUUUUAAAUGCGAGGAAAUUAAAAGAGAAAUUCAUCCAUGUACAGGAAGGUUGUUCUUAGAAUUGGCUUUUUAAAUAUCCUUCAUUCCACCUCUGGUAAUUAUUUCAGAUGUUUGAUAUUAAACUGCAGAUCAUUUCUUCUAAGUUAUGUCUCUGAUUUUGACAAAUUAGUUUCCAUUCUUUGCCUUUAAUGCAGUUAUUAUUAUAUUAAGGUUUACAGGACAACAAUAUGUUUGCCUUUCAAGAUGCUCAGACUAAGCAAUCAUAAAGUCAUCAUUUCUUUGUUCCUCUGGGUCAGCGUCACAGAACUCUGCGUCAAAGUUGUCAGACUUGGGUCCUGAGAAGCUUGUCUUUUUCUCAGGACAUCGUGAGACAUCCCAUGUUGUCUUCCCCUAUGACAAACUACGUGGACAAAAGUCAAAAUCUUCUCACUUUUUAGGUGUGUCGUUAUACAAAUGUGUGCCCCUGUAAGUGCGAAAGGUAGUGAGAAACUAGGCCUACUUUUAUGAAAUUACGUAUUUUUAUUUUUGAAUAGGUAUUCCACAACAAAUAGGCAGUUUUCCCAAACGACGAACUAACCCGUCUUAGCUCAUUGUGGUUCACCCAUAAUUAGUUUACAGGCAGAGUGAAUCUUAAACCAGGAAGAGCCGCAGAGCAGAUGUUACUUCAAAUUUAAAAUGAGCUUUCUCAACCUCCAUCACCUUCCUCCACAGUUCCCUGAUUGGUCUGGCUGUGGGCUCGGUCUGGUUUAAGUGAAUCCUUUCCAGACUAAUACACUACAGCGAAAACUUAACCUUGUCAGAUUACGACUGGCUUCUUCUAGACAAAUUUGUUUUCCACAAAUGUAUUCAUUGUUUGGCUUGUUUAAAAAAGAUAAAUCAAAAGCAGUUUUGUGGUUCCACUUGCAUCUUGAAGCGUCUGCAGACAAGUGUUGCCGUUUGGAUUCCAACUGUGGCUUUCACUUUUUAUGGUGACAGACAGAGAAACACAAACUGCUCCGAACACAAACGACCUAACAAACUCCAUUAAAGGCAACAGAUGGAAACCUCAAGACAUGAAUGCAAAGAGACUCAAUGACCUGCACAUUUCUUAUAAAAAUGUUUAAUGUUCAGAAAUCUAAAUCGAACCUCAAGUUUCCCCCUAACUGAUUGCUAUAUGAACCUCUGAUGACUUCAUGGUAAAACUGAGUUGAUAUGACUAAAGUUAGCCUAAGUUAUAUUGUGACUUUAAAUGAUAUAAGAUGUGAGAUCGUAAUCGUGCAAAACCUUCUUCUUCUUUUUGUUUGGGUUGAAAGCAAUCAGCAAUGUACAGUAUGUCAUUUAUAAUGCGUGCUUUGUUCUGUGUGUAAUCUGUAUUUGUACAUAAAGCAUUUAAUAAAAACAACAUAAACCUCAACACAGUGUGUAAGACUCUCUAAAUAGGAGGCUAUGGAGCUAUAAAUUUGUAUUUUUUGUUAACAUUAACAUCUGCUUUCAGGUAACAGCU
This is a messenger RNA of Cottoperca gobio, 2718 nucleotides long. It is a transcript of the gene khdrbs2, whose product is annotated as KH domain containing, RNA binding, signal transduction associated 2. Gene Ontology annotation, cellular component: nucleus. Gene Ontology annotation, biological process: regulation of alternative mRNA splicing, via spliceosome. The record is from RefSeq and is a predicted model, not a curated record. Gene Ontology annotation, molecular function: mRNA binding; poly(A) binding. Bases 1 to 1026 code for a protein of 341 amino acids. NCBI's taxonomy places the organism in Eukaryota, Metazoa, Chordata, Actinopteri, Perciformes, Bovichtidae. The transcript is spliced from 9 exons.